Messenger RNA from Porites evermanni, 2642 nucleotides. The record is from the annotation of a GenBank genome assembly. Lineage: Eukaryota; Metazoa; Cnidaria; Anthozoa; Scleractinia; Poritidae.
AUGGAUAACAUUGUAUUUUCCAGAAUACACGUAUUUAAUCAAAAUAUAAUAUUUUUUAACCUUUAGUCACUACGUAUUUCUCAAGUCAGUAUUAGUCAUAUCCUGCACGUAGUUUUAUGUGGGAGUUUAUCUAAUUUACAGUACACACCUAGAGAGGAACGUGAUUUUUACUUCAAAAAAUAGUAUAAAUAAAGUCUCUCAGUUAUUUUCUUCAAUAUAUUCCCCUGCAUCAGGCGAAACAUCAAAGAAAGCAAGUUACAGUAGCGAAGUGUUACGUUGUAGUGUACUGAAUAAUCAGCCGCACGCGACCAUUUGCACAAGGAACAAAGGAAACAAAAUUAUACAUAAUUACCAAGAAGAAUACCGAAAAUGAUGGUAAGUUCCAAAAAUCAAUAUGUUGCUCACCUUUUCAACUUGGAGAGAAGAAAUCGUCCAUUCACCGAAUUAUAAUGCAGGUCUACAGCUCGCCAAAUCACUCAAUUAUAGUUUGCUUGGUUGUUGUUUACGUCGCUUUCUGCCGUGUAUAUGUACAUCGGUCCCUUGUAACAUACAUGCAUUGUCUGUAGUUAGCAGACCGGUUCGUCGCGGUUCACUUGUAAAAUGAAGUUAAGUUUAAUUUCCAUAAUCUCAAUUGUUAUGAGUGUCUUCUUAUAUUUGCUUUCAUGCCGUGCUUUAGAGUUUGAAACCACGUUUUUCCCGAGUGACUGUGGCUGGUAGAGCAGAGCUGCGCCUUGGUUAUUCGGAGGAGGCAAACAAGCUAAUUAAAACUCCUCAGACUGCCGAUCCGUCGUACAUUUCAAAGAAGCCAGGUGAGGUAGAAGCCAAAGCCAAGAGUGAGGUGACACGACUUGGUGGAAAUCCGAGCAAUCGAACCGAUCUUCUUGGCCAAUUUGAACUUCAGUUUGGCAGAUUUAGGGGUAAGACUUUCAAAUGGCUGUUAGAAAAUGGUCUUGGAUACGCAGCAUGGAUUGUGAACAGCAUGUCGAGCGAGACAGCUACGAGUUCACCCUUGGCUGUAAAUAAGCAUUCCUUCGCGGAAUAUUUUAAGUCCUUCCCCGAAGGUAGAGAGGCCUUGGCGUUGAAGAAAGAAAAGGCCAAAGAACAAACAGCUUCGUCAACUUCGACUUCAAGCUCAACUACAAGGCAGACAUCGACUCGAACGUCUAAUACAACCGCUAUGGCUUCGCUUGUUGGACGAAGUUCGUUAUCCCCGCAAGAAAUUGCAAAGCGAUUACAUCGAACUAUUCAAGGUAAAGUAAUCGCUCUUUUGUUACGCUACAGUGAACGAAAACACCAACAGGCUAUAAUUAUUAACACCUUUUUAAUAAGACACUUACCUAACCCCGCCCCACCUUCUCUCUCUUUCUAAUUAAACAUCUCUCUGUUCUCAGACUUUUUUCAAAAACAACUCAACCAAAAAAAAAAGGUCGCGAAAGGUUUAACAGUUGCGAAAUGUAACUGUAUAUCGAAUAUAGUUGAUCAAGUCACUUAAUUGUUGUACAUUAAGUCCCUUGAAUAUCUAAGAGUAAUCAAGUCAAUAAUUUUAUUCAUUUUUUUUUUUUUUUUUCAUUUUUUAGGCAAAUCUGUAAAGGCAACAUUUCCCACUGACACGCAACUGAGAAUCCCAGAGGACACGAACAGUGUUUCCGAUGAACUGUUGCUGUCUGCAGCUAAUGCCAUAGAUAGCUCAUCUGUUGUUCCAAAAACUACUCCAAAACCUCCAACAGAAGAGAAACAAGUUGGUGCAUCUAAAGGUAAAUAUUCGAAAACUGCUGUCUUUAAAAGAGUGAUUUCCAACAUAUUUUUGAAAUGCCUCCCUCUCUUUCUCCCUAAUAAUUUAUAUUAAUCAUGCAAUGAAAAGUUAUUUAUCAUGUACUGAUAUAUAACUAUGGUCAAAUAUGAUAAUAAUAGCUAGUAAUAAUAAUAAUGAUAAUGAUAAUGAAUAAUAAGAACUAAUGAUAAUAGUAAUAAUAAUCAUCAUCAUAAUAAAAACCAGAAUAAUUAAAAUAAAUUAUAAUAAUAACAAUAACAAUAACAAUAAUAAUAGUAAACUUAUAAGAAAAUCAAUUUCAUACACAGAUUACCUGUUGCCUGAGGGAUGGAAAAAGAGCCUACCCAAAGAAGAUCACAUCUGGGUCUCCAAGGCACUUUUUAAACAGUCGACCAUGAAAGACAAAGCAGAGCUUGACAUGUCAAAGAUAAACAAGCUUUGGUGGUAUCCACCCCAGCCGUCGUUAAGGGUGCAUCAGCGUCCCACUGUCAACACUUACUUCACACGGCGCCUCCUACUAUGGAUGCCAAGAAAACUAUGGCAAGUGUUGUUGCAUUGUCCACAUGAUGAUUGUGUCAAGCACCCUCUUACCAGUGCGGGCCUGUACCCUCAUGUUAGACAGGUGCUUGACCUGGAUGGCUUCUACUCCUUGGCAACCGAGUAUCUUGAGUGUGGGAAGUGCAAGAGGAAAGUUAUUAGCUGGAGUCAGGGUAUCCUUGAUCAGUUAGAUGUGGGUCACAGGAAGCAGUUUCCUAUCAUCAUCACCUACAACUAUGCCUGUGACAUGAGAGUAGUGAGAUUGCUAAGACAACGUGGUUUUGGAAAUAGCUCGACUCAGUUGCAGAAGAAACUGACGGAACAGCAUAAAGAA